Messenger RNA from Sesamum indicum (sesame), 1761 nucleotides. The record is from RefSeq and is a predicted model, not a curated record. Lineage: Eukaryota; Viridiplantae; Streptophyta; Magnoliopsida; Lamiales; Pedaliaceae.
AUGGGGAUGGGGAAACUGAGAAUUGGUGGGGCGUGGAGUGGGGUGUUGGAAGUGGAAAUGGAUGACUGGACAGUGGCCAUGCUGAGGGAAGAGGUGGCGAAUCGAUCAGACUGCGGUGGGCCGCACUGCAUAAACCUUAUUUGUGCGGGCAGAGUUUUGAAAGAUGGCGAUGGUACAGAAAAAACUGAAUCACAUGACUUGAAUCACAGGGCUGCUGCCACUUCGUUGGCCAGUAGACAUGCAGAUGGUUCAUUACCUGUUGAGGACUUCAAUCUGGAGCUUGAAAAUCAGAGUGGUGAAAAAGUGCAGUUGGGAUCUGAGACUGACCAACGGGCAAUAAUGAUGGGACUGAUGCUUCAUGCAAAUGCCAAAGCUCUGAUAAGAAGGCAACAAUAUAGAGAUGCACUAGAAGUGCUCACCAUGGGUGAAGAGGCUUUCUCAUUGUGCGACCCAAAGCUUAUUGAGAUGGUUGACAACGUCUCAAUUCUUCAAAUAGACAUGGUGUGGUGUUAUUUUAUGCUCCGUGAUAUCACUUGGCUCUCAGUAGCAGGGAUUCGCCUUGCAAAAGCCAGAGAAGGUAUUGAGCGUGCUCAUGGAAAGGAAUCUACUCGCCUGAGGAUUCUGCAAGGAGGUCGCUACCCUGAGCUAGCUUUACAUCUGAGAAUGGAGCUUCUAGAAGGAGUUGUUGCAUAUCACAGUGGUCAGUUGCAAAAGUCCAAGGACGCCCUGAUCUCAGCUCAAGUUAAAUACUUCCAGCUUCAAGUUCCAGAUGAAGCCCUCUCCUUAUUAAUGAGCAUGGGUUAUAAAGAACGUGAAGCAAAGAGGGCUCUACGCAUGAACAAUUUGGAUGUUGGAGGUGCGGUUGAUUUUCUUGUUGAGGAGAAAUUUAAGAAGGCACAGAAACGCGAGGAGAAUCUUCAGCGACAGAAAGAAAUUCUGGAGCAAAAGCAAUAUGGUCGGACACCUCUUAGGAAAGCUGUGGAUCUACAGAAACUUAAAGAAUUGGUCUCCAUUGGGUUUGAGAAAGAUCUUGCUGCAGAGGCACUUCGAAGAAAUGAAAAUGAUACCCAAAAGGCUCUGGAUGACUUAACAAACCCUGAGACAAAUUCCACCUUACAAAAUGAAGUUAUAUCAAGGAAAAGGAAAAGAUUGCGCCAAACAACAGCAUCUGCCACUGAAAAUCUUGUGUCCAUGGGUUUUGACAGAGCAUCAGUGGACAGCGCUCUUCGUACGUUUGGCAGCGAAGAAGAAGCACUAAAUUAUCUACUUGGACAACCCAAUGCAAAUGCAGUCGAACAAGCGAAUCCUUCUGUUCUGCCACCCGACACUCAUGGAACAGAUGGAUUAGGUGCAGAGCACGACAUAGGAUCCAAUCCUGAAGGCGGCGGUGCCGGUCAGUCAACCCAAGACGAUAUGUUGGAGCGGGACAUGGAGAUGGAGGACCAACUUACUGAGGGACUGCAAAACGCAGAUGCUUACUCAGACUAUGACAUUGAAGUCACGAAAGAAGGUGAAGCUAUAAUCGAGUACUUGGCUUUGUUGAGUUCUGCAGAGAAUGUCGAUAAAGUCUCAUCUCUCCAGUGAAAUGUCUUAGAUGUUCAUGGCCUACAAGCAUACCCCUUCUGUAUAGUCUAUCUUAAGCACUUGAUUAUGCUAAAUAUGAAGAUAGAUGAGGUUUCUUACCUAGUUCAUGCUAACAAGAUCGUUCGCGUAUAAUCUAAUCAUGUCUUUUAAUUUAUUCGUCUCGUUUGAAGUAACCUU